GAUCAACAAUGAUUAAAUUAUAUCGAUAUUAUGGAUUAACUAUAUUAUGUACGAAUACAAACAUGACAAUAAAUGUCGAUGAGUCGUCAGCUAUAAAGGACAUCACGAAGCAUAACACUGUUUUUUGCUAUACAUAAUAAGAAAUCAUUUACACCACAAGAUAUUAUUGCUAUAUUAUAACUGGAAAUCUUACCUACUAUUAUUUUGUGUAUGAUAUAAGCAUAUCAAAUAUAGAUAUUAUAUAGUUAUGUAGCAUAAUAUUACAACUGUGUUAAACAUAACCUAAUAUGAUUCAAUUUAUGUAAACAUAACCUUUUCAUUCUAUCAAUUAUAUAUUCGAUAUUCGAUAUAAAAACGUACGUGCAUGUAUGAAUAUGCCCAUUCGAUAGCUUUUAUCACGUUAUUAUUAAGCUAAUUAUAAAUAAUUAAGUAAUACGAAGUAUGGGACGUAGCCGUACACCUUCACCAGGAAGAAGAAGAGAUCGGUCCCGAGAUCGUGAUCGAGAACGCGAACGAGAUAGAGAUCGAAGAAGAAGACGUUCUCGUGAAAGAAGAAGAAGAUCCGUUGAACGAGAUCGAGUAAAGUCGAGGGAUAGAGAAAGAGAUCGUGAUCGUGAACGGGACAGGCAUAGACGUUCAUAUAGCAGAUCUAGAUCAAGAGAAAGGGACAGACCUAAACCCAAAUUAAAACCCACAACAGAACGUCCUGUGAUUACAGAGGCUGAUCUUCAAGGAAAAACACCAGAGGAACAAGAAAUGAUGAGAAUAAUGGGCUUUUGUGGUUUUGACACUACUAAAGGCAAAAAAGUUGAAGGGAAUGAUGUAGGAGCCGUACAUGUUAUUCUUAAACGAAAGUAUAGACAAUACAUGAACAGAAAAGGAGGAUUCAAUAGACCAUUGGAUUUUGUAGCAUAAAAAUUAUAAAUGUGAUGAUUCCAUAAAAUACUUUACCAUUGAUAGAGAUUCCUUAACCUGUGCAAGUUCUAUUGUUUUCAUAAAUCUAAUCAGAAUAAUAAGACGUAUAAAUAGUACAAAAAAUAGUUUAUAUAAAUGAAAAUAUAAGUAGACAAAACAAGUGAUAUAGAUUGACAAAGAUAGAUGUUAUCCGUAAAAUUUUUCAUUUUGAAAUUUAUUAAACAAUUUUUAUAUAAAAAUACUUAAAAUACAAGCUUUUUUAUAAUAAGA
This is a messenger RNA of Bombus pascuorum, 1185 nucleotides long. RefSeq names its product U4/U6.U5 small nuclear ribonucleoprotein 27 kDa protein (gene ytr). Gene Ontology annotation, biological process: RNA splicing. The transcript is spliced from 3 exons. Lineage: Eukaryota; Metazoa; Arthropoda; Insecta; Hymenoptera; Apidae. Bases 442 to 915 code for a protein of 157 amino acids. The record is from RefSeq and is a predicted model, not a curated record. Gene Ontology annotation, cellular component: precatalytic spliceosome.